Messenger RNA from Oncorhynchus masou masou (cherry salmon), 1321 nucleotides. RefSeq names its product mitochondrial ribosomal protein S15 (gene mrps15). The transcript is spliced from 8 exons. The record is from RefSeq and is a predicted model, not a curated record. Gene Ontology annotation, biological process: mitochondrial translation. Gene Ontology annotation, molecular function: RNA binding; structural constituent of ribosome. Lineage: Eukaryota; Metazoa; Chordata; Actinopteri; Salmoniformes; Salmonidae. Gene Ontology annotation, cellular component: mitochondrial small ribosomal subunit; ribosome. Bases 112 to 924 code for a protein of 270 amino acids.
UUGGUUAUGUCUAAUCAAAAUGGCGAUUCUCAUGUGAGGGACGAAUGCUGUUUACUCGUUACAUUUUGACCAUUAAUACCGGACAUAUAUCAAACCAUCUCUGAAUCAGCCAUGUUAUCAAGCAUGGCUUUAAGAAGUGUUUUUAAAUCGACAUCUGUCGUUCUGCGAGAAUGUGGUGUUUUAUCCAGGCUGAAAGGAACCCGUGCGUCUCUCCAAUUGAAACAUGGGGCAUUCACCUCUGUCACCACAGGGCCUUCACACAGCAACAAUGAGACUGCAUUGACAGGUAUUGGGAGCUUCACCAUUCAGUCUGUGAGAAACUAUGCCCGUGUCGUAAGAAAGAAGAAGCCAGUGAUGACAAGUCAGUUGAGUGAUCUUCCUCCGACAAUGCUGAAAAUGGAAUAUGCCGCUGUUCCACUCGCUCAAACAGCUGAUGACCUUGUCAAAAGACUUCUGACACUGGAACUAGCAAGCCAUAGCGAGAAGUUGAAAUUGAAAAAGGAGCAGCUGAUUGCAAAAGUCCAGAGGGAUGAAGCUGACCGCAGCUCUUCAGAAGUCAAGGUGGCCAUUUUGACCUCCAAAAUCCGAAACUACCAGGAGCACCUGCACAAACAUACAAAGGACAAAGCGAACAAGCGAUGGAUGCUCAUGGCCAUUGACCGCAGGAAGAAGCUGCUCAAGCACCUCAGGGUAACGCGCUACGACGCCUUUGAACAUGUCUGCCAGCAGCUGGGCAUCACCUACACUUUCCCUCCGGAGUACUACAGACAUGCCACCCGACGCUGGCUGGCCAAGAAGGCCCUGUGCAUAAAGGUCUUCAAAGAGGUGCAGAAACAGAAACUGGAGCAAAGGAAGAAAAUUAAGCAGACCCCUCCCCCCACGUUGGCAGAACCAGCCAGGACAGAAGCUACAGGAACCCAAUAAACUGCCACAGUAUCCAAUGUCUGUCUUACUCUAUGCAUUCAGUCUUGCUUUCAAUGGACAAAUUAGUUUUGCAUGGCCCAGUGAGCGGGGUUUGCUCCUUUUCGACCAUUCCAUUUGUCCUAAGGAGAAAUCUCCACCCACCCAUUGCCACCAGUUCAUGUAAAAUUAAUUUUCCCGUGUAUUGUUAUACUGUAAUAAGACACAUGAAUAACUUAUUGUCUGUAGUACACCAAGUCUUCAUUCUUCUUGUCCCUUCUGCAAGUAGAUGCAUCAUCAAAUAAAUGCAGUGACGCAGAUAUGUGGUUUUGGUGUGGGCAAUGUCUAUGUGCUCCACAUAUGUGACCUGAGAGUGUCAAAUCCACAAUGAAUCAUUUAAUAAAAUGUAUUGUAUAAUCCA